UUUUGUGUGCCGCUUUUUUUUUUUUUUCUUUUGAUAUUGUUGAACGAUUUGAAUUCAUACUUCUACUUCUUGGGUUGUCCAACUAGGAAGGGAAAGUUUUUGUCACACACUCACACAUGACACAUCCUACCUCCUAAAAUAAAAUGUUGCUAUGUUUCUAACUAAUUUAACUACCCACAACAGAAUUUCCACUCUUUUACACGCUGUCAGCUCAUGCCGCUCCCUUUGGCAUUGUCAGGCAAUCCAUGCAAUUGUAAUCAAAUCCCGCUUUAUCAACGAUGGAUUUAUCGGUGAUCGAUUGGUUUCGUUGUACUCAAAUUUGGGUUCCAGCGAUUAUGCACAUAAGCUGUUUGAUGAAAUUCCUGAGAAAGAUUUAGUGUCCUGGAAUUCCUUCAUUUCUGGGUUUUCUAAACGAGGGAUUCUUGAUUUUUGCUUGGAUGCGUUUGGUCGUAUGCGGAACAUGGCGGACCUCAAGCCUAAUGAGGUUACUCUUAUAUCAGUAGUUUCAGCUUGUACGGUUGAUGGAGCUUUGUAUGAAGGGAGAUGCAUUCAUGGGUUUGGUGUAAAAAUGGGAUUUAUGGGGGAAGUUAAGGUCGUUAAUGCUUUGAUUAACAUGUAUGGCAAGUUGGGUAUGUUAGAUGCUGCCUAUGUAUUGUUUAAUGGCAUGAGAACGCGUAGUUUGGUUUCGUGGAACUCUAUUCUUGCUGUACAUGCUCAACAUGGGGCGUCCAAUGAAGUUAUGGGGUUGUUUAUUUCAAUGAGAAGAGUUGGAGUUAAGCCUGAUCAAGCUACUAUGGUUGCUUUACUUCAAGGAUGCACUGAAUUAGGGAUUGCCAAACAGGCAAGAGUUGUUCAUGCUUGCAUUUUCAAGUGUGGGUUUGAGGGUGAUAUGCUUGUUUGGACAUCUCUAAUGAGCUUGUAUGCGAAAUCGGGAGAGUUGAAUGCAGCAGAAAUUGUUUUUGGAGAGUUAAAAGAUCCAGAUGCAGUAGCUUGGACGUCUAUAGUUGCGAGCUAUGCUAUGCACGGGUGUGGGAGUGAAGCAAUCAUGCUUUUUGAGGACAUGAUCGAUAGUGGGAAUCGACCUGAUCAUGUUACCUUGACUCAUUUGUUAAAUGCUUGCAGCCAUGGUGGUCUUGUUUCAGAGGGAAGGAAAUACUUUGAAGAUAUGUCCAGGGUUUAUGGAGUUCAUCCUAGGAUAGAUCAUUAUUCAUGCAUGGUUGAUUUAUUAGGUCGUGCUGGGUUAAUGGAAGAUGCAAUUAGGCUGAUUAGGAGCAUGCCAAUGGAGCCAAAUGCUGGCGUUUGGGGUGCUCUUCUCGGUGCUUGUAGGAUUCACAACAAUGUAGAGUUAGGAAAGGAAGCAGCGGAGAAUUUGUUUAUGUUAAAUUCAUCCGAUCACAGAAACUAUAUCAUGUUGUCAAAUAUAUAUUCUGCAUCCGGUCAAUGGAAAGAUGCUUCCAAAAUCAGGUCUUUGAUGAAAGGAAGGCAUUUAGUUGGGAACCCAGGAUACAGUCUGAUUGAACAUGGAAACAGAGUAUAUCAGUUUACAGUGGGAGAUCAGUCUCAUCCAGAUUCGGACAAGAUCUAUGCCAAACUGGAAGAAAUUGUUAAGAAGAUUGAUGAAGCAGGGUUAGCUCGCCAAACAGAAUUUAUCUUACAUGAUGUUGCAGAGGAAAUCAAGUUAGAUAUGAUCAAUAAACACAGCGAGAAGUUAGCUCUUGCUUUUGGUUUGCUGGUAACAACUACUAGCAUGCCAAUUACUAUAAUAAAGAACCUCAGAAUCUGUGGUGACUGUCACUCCGUCAUGAAGGUUGUGUCGUUGAUCGAGAAGCGUAUAAUCAUUGUCCGGGAUUCUAAACGGUUUCAUCAUUUUGCCAAUGGAAUUUGUUCUUGCAAGGAUUAUUGGUAAUAAUAUUAUUUGAACUAUUGUUUGUCAGUCAGUGUAUGAAGAUUAUUCAUUUGUCUGAUCAUGAUGAAUGCAAGAAUUAUAAUGUUAAGCUGCAA
Messenger RNA from Spinacia oleracea (spinach), 2001 nucleotides. RefSeq names its product pentatricopeptide repeat-containing protein At5g40410, mitochondrial. The coding region runs from base 152 to 1906 and encodes 584 amino acids. NCBI's taxonomy places the organism in Eukaryota, Viridiplantae, Streptophyta, Magnoliopsida, Caryophyllales, Amaranthaceae. Gene Ontology annotation, biological process: RNA modification. The transcript has a single exon. Gene Ontology annotation, molecular function: protein binding; zinc ion binding; RNA binding. The record is from RefSeq and is a predicted model, not a curated record.